Molecule: messenger RNA, 1094 nt
Organism: Spizellomyces punctatus DAOM BR117
Lineage: Eukaryota; Fungi; Chytridiomycota; Chytridiomycetes; Spizellomycetales; Spizellomycetaceae
Exons: 3
Coding region: 186-902 (238 amino acids)
Source: RefSeq, a predicted model, not a curated record
CUGCAAAACCGCAAGUGACGAAAUUCUCACCACCAUUGACCGACAUCAAUUUUCUGAAAGGGCGGGGGGCCUCAAGUACGACGGGGAGAGUAUAACAGUGUCCUGGAUUGUGUCCAAGGGAUUUCCUUGUAUUCGUUUUCUGUUACGGACUUUCACAGGCAACCUGGUCCACGUUGUCCACUUCCAUGCGACUCAGGAUUCCUAUCCCCGUCGGGUUUCUGUUCCUGGCGGCAUUGUAUCCGCUUGCAGCUGCUCAAGGCGUUCUCAUAGCAGCGGCUGGAUAUUUGAUACCGGAAGCUGCCUUUGCAAGUUUUGCGGCGCAAAUUCAGCAAGCUUACCAGCAAAUAGCGACACCCGAUGCAUACGUGACCAAGGCAGUGGAUGAUGUGAUUUCAACAGCAGGGCAUGGGCCCGUAGAUACGGCGGCUGUGACAUAUCUGGUGCAGCAACUUAACACCGUCAUCCCCCAAGACCCAUCAUACACCCCUCUCCGCGACGCCACGAACCAACUUUCGGCAGCCGUCUUCGCUGCUGAGCAUUCGCAGCCUCUCCCGAUCCCCGGCUCUGUGACUACUGUUACUUUUGUUCCUCGUCCUACAGGGAGUCCCAUAGUAAGCACGGCACCUUCUCCGUCAUCAUCUGGGAUAGCUUCUGGGACAUAUUCCCCGAUCCGCGGACCAAUCACUAGUACAGUAUCCGUUACAACCUCGGUGACAGUCCAGCCCACCGUCGCGCCCACCGCCGCGCCGUCGCCCAUAGGGGGGGAUGGUUCUGGGACUUUUCCACCUCCAUUCCAACCUGCAGGAAGGUCUGAUAGUGCUGCCAUGAUGAAUAGCAUCACAGACGCAGGGUGGAGCAUGAUGGCUACGAUGUUGAGCGUAUUCUUGGCUGCGGCAUUUUGACGGCUUAGUUCGAAGCCUGAUGAGACUUUUGAAACUUCCUAAUGUAACGUGUAUAUAGACGAUGUUCAGUGUUUGACAUCAUCAUUAAUUCUGGUCACAAUGUGGUAAACAGUAGGGCAAUCUCAAUCUUGUGUUGAAAUUUGCAUAAUUAUGUAAUUCUUUACGAAAUUAUCUACAAUAGAUCUUUCAUCU